This is a messenger RNA of Parnassius apollo (apollo), 585 nucleotides long. The record is from the annotation of a GenBank genome assembly. NCBI's taxonomy places the organism in Eukaryota, Metazoa, Arthropoda, Insecta, Lepidoptera, Papilionidae.
AUGCAGGCAGAAAAAACAAAGCUGUACUUAUUAUAUGAUCAGAUUUACACAGCUUAUUUAACAAUUUUAGAAUGCUUUAUACAGCCGGUAUAUUUAGAAUUAACAGAAGAUGAAAAAAACAAUACCCAAGACAUUUCGAAUGCGAGAGAAAAGAAAGUACUAAGUGUUGAUGUAAAUGACGUGCAAACCCAUGUGUCGUUAUUUGAAAUAUAUGUAGGCGGAAUGGUACCUAAUUUAAUCCGAUUGAAAAAGGAAACUCGAGAGUUGGACGAGGACCAACUUCAAAAUUUUUACACAAAAUGUAAAGACUUUUAUGUUGAAGUAAUAGUACAAAUCAAACAAAGAUUCCCAUUUGACGACAAAGAACGUCAAGCUCUGAAAUGUUUACAGAUGUUGAACCCACAAACAAUUUUAAAUCACGAUUUUAGCAAGAAACAAAUAACUUCAAUUUCUGAAAUCUUGUAUUAUUUUCCAAAUAUUUGUCCGGAAGACGUAACAGAAUUGGAUAGAGAAUGGAGAACUCUUUGCAACACCAACUUGAAUUUGAACGAACCUGAGACGCUAAAUGUAGAAGAAUUUUGGUAA